UCUUCAGUUUCUCUUACUCUGAAGCAGAUCGUCGUAAAAACACACACAUACAUACAAUCACUCUACAACCGAAAAGCCCCCUUUUACGAGGAAAGAGGAGUGUCGCGGUGUGAGAGAAGCGUUUUGCGCUUUACUGAGUGGAAUCGUGGUAUGUAUGUGGAGUUUGGGGGUUGUUUUGUCGUGUUUAAUCCAUUGAGGUAAUCUCGGAUUCUUGAGGCGGGAAUGAAAGAGAUGCGCUCUAUUGCUCACUGGAUUUUAGCUCAAACAGAUGGUGGCAAGUUUUGAAUCAUUAGGUGAUGCAAAAAUGAUAUGGUCGAAAGUAGCUUAAAAAGUGGUCCCAAAUUUUUGUGGUUGGUGAAGACAGCAGGAAAACACAGUAGAGAUGAGUGGAGAUUCAAGACAGGGGGUGGUGACGACCCCUCCGCCCCCCAGCCUGGGGAAAAGGGAGGGCUAUUUUGAACGCAUCAACGAAAACGACCCUGAAUACCUUCGCGCACGCAACAUGUCACCCGACCUGCGACAAGACUUCAACAUGAUGGAGCAGAAGAAAAGGGUCACGCAGAUACUACAAAGUCCAGCGUUUAGGGAUGAGCUAGAGGGACUGAUCCAGGAACAGAUGAACAAGGGGAACAACCCCACAGGACUGCUUGCUCUGCAGCAGAUCGCAGACUUCUUCAUGGCCAGCUCUGUCGCCGGCUUCUCCACCUCCCCCCUCAGUUUGGGCAUGGUGACCCCAAUAAACGACAUGUUCAGCGUGGAGUCCAGUACUAUGGUAAAGGGAGAGAAACAGAUCCGCUGCAAACUUGCCAGCCUCUAUAGACUAGUAGACCUGUUCAGUUGGGCCCACUUCGCAAGCUGUUAUGUUACAGUUCGUGUCAGUAAGGAGCAGGAUCAUAUCCUCAUCAUUCCCAGAGGACUGUCCUUCGCUGAGGCCUCUGCAUCCAAUCUGGUAAAGGUGAAUAUUCUCGGGGACGUGAUCGAUCAGGGCUCCACCAACCUACAGGUCGACCCGGCUGGCUUUAGCCCUCAUGCUGCCAUCUACUCUGUGAGGCCCGAUGUGCGCUGCGUCAUUCACAUACGUACACCAGCCACUGCUGCCGUGUCAUCUAUGAAGUGUGGCCUUCUGCCCAUCUCCCAGGAGGCUCUGAUCCUGGGUGACAUUGCCUAUUACAACUACCAGGGUAGUCUGGACGAGCAAGAAGACCGUAUAGAGCUGCAGAAAGCCCUUGGACCAUCAACAAAGGUGUUGGUUUUAAGGAAUCAUGGGAUCGUAGCUCUCGGGGAGACCAUUGAAGAGGCCUUUCAUUAUAUUUACAACACUCAGUUUGCCUGUGAAAUACAGGUGAAUGCGUUCUCGUGUGCUGGAGGAGUGGAGAACCUGAUUGUCCUGGACCUGGAAAAGUUUAAGUCCCGGACACAAGGGGUGGCAGAAGCCGGGGUCAACAUGGGAUCUCAGCACAAGUGGAGGCUAGGAGAGCUGGAGUUUGAGUCACUCAUGAGGAUGCUGGACAACUUGGGUUACAGGACCGGCUACACUUACCGGCACCCCAUUGUGCGGGAGAAGCCGCGGCACAAGAGUGAAGUUGAGAUCCCUGCCACGGUCACGGCAUUCAUGUUCGAUGACGACGAAGCUCCACGUUUUCCUCUUAAGCUCCUGCAGCAGAGACAGCAGAGAGAGAAGACUCGCUGGCUCAAUUCACCCAACUGCUACAUGAAGGUGAAUGUGUCAGACAGGAUGAACGAGGAGAAUGGACGCACCAGGACCAUGUGGAUGAAGUCCGAUGAUGGUGGAAGCACCAGCGGGACUCCGAUCCGAAUCGAAGAUCCCAACCAGUUUGUUCCUCUGAACACAAACCCCAAUGAAGUCCUAGAGAAGAGAAAUAAGAUUCGUGAACAGAACCGGUUCGACAUGAUGACAGCCGGGCCACAGUCUCAACGUCUGGCAGGGAUUGUGGUGGAGAGACCACCAGGACAGUCACCGGUCCAGCCAUACAUGGGUGAUGACGAGGAGCAGACGGGACCGCUUCCUCCAAAUCCCUUCAGCGAGUUGAGCGAGAGAGAGCUGCAGGACUACCAGAAACGAGUAGAACGGCAGCAGCUUGGAGUAGAUGAGGAAGAGCAGCUCACAUCAGAUGACGCUUCCACGCUAUCUCAGUCAGUGUCUCCGCAAAACACUCCCGCUAAAGAAGAGAACCACUCUGGUAUGAUGCUUAAUGGUAAAGACAAGCAUGGCGAUGAUGAUCUAAUCAAGGACGAGCUGAUUAAGCGUGUUAGUCAGCUGACCACCAGUGUGGAGAGUGUGGAGAUCAGCGUGCGCUCAGGAGAGAAGAUCGAAGAGGUCCUGACGCCCGAGAGCUCGCCCUCCAAAUCACCCAACAAGAAGAAGAAGAAGUUCAGAACACCGUCCUUCCUCAAGAAGAACAAAAAGAAAGAGAAAGUGGAAGCAUAGAGGAUGGAGUGUCCCACUUGUCGCUGUGUCUGUCUCUGUUUGUUGUUUAAAAAAAAAAAAAAAAAAAAGGCACACUAUUUUGAAAGUUAGUUAAUAGAUGAAGCAACACCUGUUUUAAGAGUUGUGCCAUGAUUGAGUUUUAAACAGGUGGAGAAGCAAGGGAAAGUCCUGGGAAACUGGCUUCUCUCACCUGACGGACUAAAAAUCUAAUGAUUUUAUCUCGUUGAUGAGCCCGUACUGCAUUUUUUUUUUUUUUUUUUAAAUACUGUGUGUUUAUUAGGUUUU
Molecule: messenger RNA, 2734 nt
Organism: Puntigrus tetrazona (Sumatra barb)
Lineage: Eukaryota; Metazoa; Chordata; Actinopteri; Cypriniformes; Cyprinidae
Product: gamma-adducin-like
Exons: 17
Coding region: 383-2449 (688 amino acids)
Biological process (GO): barbed-end actin filament capping
Cellular component (GO): cytoskeleton; postsynaptic density; plasma membrane
Molecular function (GO): actin filament binding
Source: RefSeq, a predicted model, not a curated record